This is a messenger RNA of Morchella sextelata, 357 nucleotides long. RefSeq lists its product as uncharacterized. The record is from RefSeq and is a predicted model, not a curated record. Lineage: Eukaryota; Fungi; Ascomycota; Pezizomycetes; Pezizales; Morchellaceae. The transcript is spliced from 4 exons. Bases 1 to 357 code for a protein of 118 amino acids.
AUGCUAUCCUUCGAGAACUGGAGGCGGAGGAUCGGGCUGCGGCUUGAUUGGACAAUGACCACCACAAGGGGAAGAAGAGAAAGACGGGGACCCCUGGCUGCGGUCUUAGCUGCCCUCACCGCUGCCUCCGUUACCAUCGCCGCUGCCUCUGCCAGCCUCGCUGCUGCCAUUACACUGGUAGCCGCCACUGCUGCCGGAGUCACUACUGCUUCCGUGUAUUCGGAAAAUGUUUUACAUGGUAAAGAUAUGAAAAGGAAGCAUACGGGUAAAGAGGCGGAGGAGAAGGGCAUGGAUGCUGUGCCCCCGUUACUCAAGAAGCAGAAUUGUGUGAGUCGGCACCGGUACCGCCAAGCCUGA